UCUCCACAAAGUUGCAUCUCGUGUUUUAGUUUCUUUGUCUCCCUUUUUUUUUUCUCUCUCUCUCGCGAAGAAGAAGAAGACGAGAGAAGAAGAAAUCGAAAGGAACCCUUGUAAACCAACCGAUUAAGAUCUCGAUUUUUUAGGGUUGUUGAUUUUAAUUUUUUUUUCUGGGUUAAAAAAAAUUAGGGUUCUUGUGUAAUCAUGUCGGAUGCGUAUUGUACGGAUUGUAAGAAGGAGACGGAGUUGGUAUUCGAUCACUCAGCGGGAGACACCCUUUGCUCCGAGUGUGGUUUGGUUUUGGAAUCUCACUCCAUCGACGAGACCUCUGAGUGGCGUACCUUCGCUAAUGAGUCUUCCAACAGCGAUCCCAACCGUGUCGGUGGUCCAACCAACCCUCUUCUCGCCGAUAGUGCUCUCACCACUGUCAUCGCCAAGCCCAAUGGUUCCUCCCGUGAUUUCUUGUCUUCUUCUCUCGGGAGGUGGCAGAACCGUAACUCCAACUCCGAUCGCGGUUUGAUUCAAGCCUUUAAAACUAUCGCCACCAUGUCUGAAAGGUUGGGACUUGUUGCGACUAUCAAGGAUCGGGCUAAUGAGAUAUAUAAGAGGUUGGAGGAUCAAAAGUCAAGCAGGGGAAGAAAUCAGGAUGCACUUUAUGCAGCCUGCCUGUACAUUGCCUGUCGACAGGAGGACAAGCCACGUACUAUUAAGGAAAUAUGCGUCAUUGCCAAUGGGGCAACAAAGAAGGAAAUUGGCCGAGCCAAAGACUACAUUGUUAAAACAUUGGGACUGGAGACUGGCCAGUCUGUGGAACUAGGCACUAUUCACGCUGGUGAUUUCAUGAGAAGGUUCUGCUCUAACCUCGGGAUGUCCAACCAUGCGGUUAAAGCUGCUCAGGAAGCUGUGCAAAAAUCUGAGGAAUUUGAUAUAAGGAGGAGCCCUAUAUCAAUAGCGGCAGUGGUCAUUUAUAUCAUAACCCAGCUUUCUGAUGACAAGAAGACUCUCAAAGACAUAUCGACAGCGACAGGAGUAGCAGAAGGGACAAUAAGGAAUUCAUACAAAGACUUGUAUCCACAUCUGUCAAAGAUAGCACCAAGCUGGUAUGCCAAGGAAGAGGAUCUCAAAAACCUCUCAAGUCCUUGAAGAUCUUUCUUUUUAUUCUUCUAUUAUGCAUGCAAUAGAGAACCUAUCUUAUAUUAAAUCCAUAUAUUGAGGAAGAUACAAAAGCAAUUGUCCCUCUCUAGUAGAGAGGCUAUUGGUCUUUUUCAAAUCGUUUUUGGAGUCCCUUUUGCUAUAAGAUUCUUGUAAUGCGUUGAAGAACCAUGGAAAAAAAAAGAAUAUUAUUAUUCUAUAGUAUGAACUAUUUUGUCCUCA
Molecule: messenger RNA, 1371 nt
Organism: Camelina sativa (false flax)
Lineage: Eukaryota; Viridiplantae; Streptophyta; Magnoliopsida; Brassicales; Brassicaceae
Source: RefSeq, a predicted model, not a curated record